CUGCACACUGUUCCCGCACCCUAUGAGUUGACAAUAGAUGCCGACGAAUUAAUUUACCCUUCAACAAAUUCCCGCCGCUCAAAAAAAACCAAUGAACCACCAAGGCCCCAGAAUAGUUUCCUUUUGUUUCGCAAAGAUUUUGAAGCAAAAUAUAGGUCCCUUCACAAAGGUGAAAAAAUUAUUGCCAAAAAAAUUUCAUCUUUAGCCGCUCAAAGGUGGAGUGAACAACCACCUUCUGUGAGAAUUUUUUUUAAACAAUUAGAAAUCAAGGCCCUUAAGAAACAUAAGGAAAUGUUCCCAAAUUACCGAUAUCAACCCAAUAAGAAAAAACAGGAUCUUAAAAACAAUGUUUUAGAGGAUGCUAACUGUUUAAAUUCUGGGACUUUGUCACCACAAAGCGUUGAAAGUUCCGGACCAUCUUCUGAAUCAUUAGAUCCAAGUACUACUAACUCACAAGAUGUAGUGCAUGACAUAAAUACAUUCUUUACACCAAAUA
Messenger RNA from Racocetra persica, 496 nucleotides. Lineage: Eukaryota; Fungi; Glomeromycota; Glomeromycetes; Diversisporales; Gigasporaceae. The record is from the annotation of a GenBank genome assembly.